CUGGAAACAACUACCUUCAGAAAUCUUGUUCACAACUUAAGUGAGGUGAGAGAACUUGUGCUUAGUGGAGUGAACAUGACAUCUGCUAAUCCUCGUUUCUUCAUGAAUCUCUCUUCUUCUUUGACUACUCUUGAUCUUCAGGAGAGUUUGUUAAGAGGAAACUUUCCGAACAGUAUUUUCCGCUUUCCAAAUCUCAAGACAUUUUAUUUAGGUGGAAAAGAAAACCUCACUGUUGAUCUUCGAACUUCCAAUUGGAGCAGUCCUCUCGAAAAUUUGCAUUUAAGGGGUGUGGAUUGCGGAAGGCGAUUGCCAGAGUCUAUAGGAGAUCUGAAGUCAUUACAGAAUCUAAGUCUUAGCUGCAACUUGGAAGGUUCCAUUCCAACUUCCAUAGGGAACUUAUCCCAACUUACUUCCCUAGACCUCUAUUCUAACAAUCUUAGCGGACAAAUCCCAUCAUCACUUGCAAAUCUCACACAACUUACCACUCUUGGCCUUUCCGAAAAUCAAUUUUCUGGUCCCAUUCCAGCUUCCAUAGGGAACUUAUCCCAACUUACGUCCCUAUACGUCUAUUCUAACAAUCUUAGCGGACAAAUCCCAUCAUCACUUGCAAACCUCACACAACUUACUGAUUUUGACCUCUCCAAUAAUCAGUUUUCUGGUCCCAUUCCAGCUUUCCUAGGGAACCUAUCCCAACUUACUUGGCUAAGACUCUCUUCUAACAAUCUUAGCGGACAAAUCCCAUCAUCACUUGCAAACCUCACACAACUUUACUUUCUUGACCUUUCACACAAUCAGUUUUCUGGUCCCAUUCCCUUUCAUGCAAGGUGUCGGCUUGGUGGUCUGAGUACUGAUCUUCGGAGGCAUUCAGGCCUUCCUGAUGUGAAUUUUCCAUUUCUUUAUUGGUUGAAUCUUUAUUGUUCAUUAUAUUGUGACUGUAUUAAAGUCUCCCCAGCAAAGCAACCAGUCCCACUGCCUGGAAGCGUCCAUAUGUCAUAGUGGUGUUGGUUAUUUGCCUAAGGCUUGGAUGUGAUUAUGUGAGGGAUCUAAAACUUUGUUGGGAGUCUACAACCCGUCUUUCUCUUCCCUCACUAUAUUGUCUAAGAUUUUUCAUUUUGAUUGGUUAACUUCUGGCCAAGUUUGCAGUUGAAUUUAGCUGCUGAUAUUCAGUUAGGACAUUUUGACAUCUUAUUUCCUUUUGGUGGUUGGUCCUUAUUUAUUUUUUUCGGCCAGGUGGAUGGUUCUAUUUUUCCAUGUUACUGAUUUCAAUGUCUGCUUUCUCUUUUAAUGUCUGCAACGGUUGGUAGACUUUUUAUGAUUUUUCACAGCUGUGGAUAAUCUCCUCUUCAAAUUAAAUAACUUUCUCUGACAGGUCCCAUUUUUGUUUGUCUACAUCUGUUUUCAUAAAUAUGCUGCAUGUGUAGUUCAUUGAAUUUUAAAAUAUAUUGGAUCUUAUUGCCUACGCAUGGAGGGAAAAGGAACAAAAUUAUUUUAAAAUGACUGGAAGAUAUUAAUCUGACAAAAGCGUUAGGCUAUUAUUUCUUUCAUUAUGUUUAGUUUAAAUUUCCUUUCUACACCAUCUUUUGCAAUGUCUGGCACCGAUCGAAUCUGAUUUUAUUUUUAAACAGAUAUAGUUUUGUAUUCCUCAGCAUUUGCAACCCUUGACACCUGUGCUGAAGUAUUUAGAAUCAGGAAAUGGUUAAAAGGUUUGUUCUAACAUUUGCCUUUGCAUCAAUACUUCAGAUCAUAAGAUUGUCUGUGUCUAUAGAAUUUCUGAUCCGUUUCUUUGCUUCAAAGGUAUGGAGCGUUUUGAUGUGCAGGAAAUAUCAUGUUGCAGUGCAUAGAGGGAAUCAAGCGUUUAUUUGCUUCCCUACUGCGUUGCUGUGAUAUUGGUUUGUAUAAACAAUCAA
Rubroshorea leprosula is the source of this 1907-nucleotide messenger RNA. The record is from the annotation of a GenBank genome assembly. Lineage: Eukaryota; Viridiplantae; Streptophyta; Magnoliopsida; Malvales; Dipterocarpaceae.